This is a messenger RNA of Molossus molossus (Pallas's mastiff bat), 5256 nucleotides long. RefSeq names its product protein phosphatase, Mg2+/Mn2+ dependent 1F (gene PPM1F). The coding region runs from base 120 to 1472 and encodes 450 amino acids. The transcript has 8 exons. Gene Ontology annotation, biological process: negative regulation of protein kinase activity; protein dephosphorylation. Gene Ontology annotation, molecular function: protein serine/threonine phosphatase activity; cation binding. Gene Ontology annotation, cellular component: cytosol. The record is from RefSeq and is a predicted model, not a curated record. NCBI's taxonomy places the organism in Eukaryota, Metazoa, Chordata, Mammalia, Chiroptera, Molossidae.
GGUGAGGCCCGCUGAGACCUGGGGGUGAAGAAACCCGGGGUGCGGGACUACGGGGCCGACGGCACUGGGAGUGAAGUCUGACUGGAACCCUGGCAGCAGGCCCCCGGGAUGCUCUGGGCAUGGCCUCUGGAGCCCCAGAGCAGAGCAGCCAGAUGGCAGAAGAGAUCCCCAGUUUCCUGGAUGAGUUUCUCCGUGACUUCCCAGCCCCACUGAGCCCAGAGAGCCCUUUGCCAUGGAAGAUCCCAGGGACAGUGCUGAGCGAGGAGGAGGUGGAGGGCGAGCUGGCGGAGCUGGCGGUGGGCUUCCUCAGCAGCAGGAAUGCUCCGCCACCACUUGCUUCAUCUCUGGCCCAUGAAACAGUUUCCCAGCUGCUGCAGACAGACCUUUCUGAAUUCAGGAAGUUGCCCAGGCAGGAAGAGGAAGACAACGAGGAAGCAGAGGAGGAGAAGGCUCCUGUGACCCUGCUGGAUGCCGGUGGCCUGGCGCGGAGUUUCUUCAACCAGCUCUGGGAAGUAUGCAGCCAGUGGCAGAAGCAGGUGCCCUUGACUGCCCAGGUUCCGCAGCAGCAGUGGCUGGUCUCCAUUCAUGCCAUCCGGAACACUCGUCGCAGGAUGGAGGACCGGCACGUGUGCCUUCCUGCCUUCAACCAGCUCUUCGGCCUGUCCGACCCCGUGAACCGUGCCUACUUUGCAGUGUUUGAUGGUCAUGGAGGAGUGGAUGCCGCGAGGUACGCUGCUGUGCACGUACACGCCAACGCUGCUCGCCAGCCGGAGCUGCCCGUAGACCCCGAGAGAGCCCUCAGGGAAGCUUUCUGGCGCACCGAUGAGAUGUUCCUCUGGAAAGCCAAGCGAGAGCGGCUGCAGAGCGGAACCACAGGCGUGUGUGCGCUCAUCACAGGAAAGACCUUGCACAUCGCCUGGCUCGGGGACUCCCAGGUCAUCCUGGUACAGCAGGGACAGGUGGUGAAGCUGAUGGAGCCGCAUAAACCUGAGCGACAGGACGAGAAGGAGCGCAUCGAAGCCCUGGGAGGCUUUGUGUCUCACAUGGACUGCUGGAGAGUCAACGGAACCCUGGCCGUCUCCAGAGCCAUUGGGGAUGUCUGCCAGAAGCCCUACGUGUCUGGAGAGGCAGAUGCAGCCUCCUGGGAGCUCACCGGCUCUGAAGACUACCUGCUGCUGGCUUGUGAUGGCUUCUUUGACGUAGUUCCCCACCAGGAGGUGGCCGGCAUUGUGCAGAGUCACCUGGUCAGGCAGCAGGGCAGCGGGCUGCGUGUAGCCGAGGAGCUUGUGGCUGCAGCCCGGGAGCGGGGCUCUCGUGACAACAUUACGGUCAUGGUGGUCUUCCUCAAGGACCCCCAAGACUUGCUGGAGGGUGAGGCCCAGGGGGCUGGGGAUGCCCAGGCAGACAGGAAAAGCCAGGACUUCCCCUCUGACCUCUCGGAGCCAGAAAACAACACUCCAUGGAAAAGCUAGGAGGUCCAGGCCCCUGGUGGUCCCCACCCUAUGACCUUUCCCCUCAGAUGCCUAAGGACGCAACAGGCAGCGGUGGGCAGGCUGGCGCCACCCAAGCAGUGCUUUUCUCUGGGAUCCCCAGGCCCCUUAUGGUGUUUGCAUUGGCCCCUCCUGAUGGCUGUGGAACUGCAUGGGGCAGUGGGUGUCACACCUCGCUCAUGACAGGUUGUAGAAGGAAGGAAUCCUCCAAAGGAAGCCUUACCAAAGAGAAGAUGACCCAGGAAGUGGACUGGCUCUUGCUCCCCAUGGGGCAGGGGCGGAACCAGAGGCCACAGUCACUGACUGCAGCCAGACCAAAGACACCAGGCAUGCGUGUGGGGCAGCAGGAUGCUGUGUGUGGGACCCUUGGAGACAACCGGAGCCAUGGUAUUUGCAAGCACAUCCUGGGUGCCCAGUGCAAGUUUCUCAUCCAUUCCUCAUAGGCUGCAGCUGGGAAGGUUCUGCCUGCAGACGCACCUGGCGGGGCCUGGCUGACCAAGCUUACUUCCCAAACUGGAGAGGAACUGGGAUCACAUCUGCUGCGGUCGCCUCCCUGCAUCAUGGCAUUGCUGACCUGUGAUCCCUGGCCUCACUGGUCCCUCUCGUCCCCCGCACACCCAGGGAGGGGAAGCUCAGAGAUGCCGCACUAGUCUUUGCGUUUUUUUGUUGCAGGGAAAAGACUAAUGCAGAAGCAGUAUUGCAGAUUUCGUUUUUGUUCUGUCAGUGCCAAGGUGACCUGUUGUGUCAAAUAACUUAAGCUGAGCUUAGCCUUUAUUUUAUUCCUUAGAAAACUUAUGUAUUGAUUUCUUUUUAGGGGAAACUUCUUUUGCAGUAUUACUGAAUUUUUUUCUUGAAUCAAGAUUGAAACAAAAACCUUUCCAGGUAGUGUUAAUAAGCCAUUCAAGUGCCUUAAACGGUUUUUAGGGAAGGCUAGAUCUGCAGGGCCUGUGAUGGGUUCCAGUAGACAUGUCUUAAGUUUCCACAAAAGCAGGAUUUAUCUUGUUACAGUGAAUGCUUUAGGCUAGAAUUCUUCCUGGAAGAGUUCUUCUGCCUCUUUGUGUUGUGCCAUGACAGUCAGCAAGGUGGUCCCUAAGAGCAUGGGCUGUGCCACGUGGCCCAGGCCAGACUGUACUACAGGAGCUCAGGAUGGCCGUGGUCCCUGCCUGAUCCCCACCUUCCUUGGCCCUGCCACUUGGUAUCUGGCUGGACCCUAGACAGAGGACCUGAGCUCCAUGAGCAGGCAGGUCCUUGCUGCUGUUUGGAAUGUUACAGAAUGACUUGUGUGUUGGUAGUUGGAUUGGUUUCAUUUGGAAACACACGUAAGAGGCUCUGGCAAGUCUGAUGUAGCCUGUGGGUCUGUUUGGAGGCAGCAGGGAUGUGGCUGGGAGUCUAUCCCGCCCGCCUAGCAGCUGCCUCUCUUUCUGCCAAAAGCUGGCAGCCUCUGCUCUGUGGCCUUGCUCUGUCUGCCCCAAGCCUUGACUGCCUGUGAGAGAGCUCAUUGGUGUCCCUUGCUGCCCUGGAAAAGUGAAGCUUAGGUGACUUCAUUUGCUCACGUCAGGUGGGGCAAUACAACUGCUGUAUGGAGUUGAAGGUGGCAAGGAUGGGUGAGGGCUCCAGGGGGAGGUCAGGCCAAGAGAGACGGGUGUCUGGCGGGUGGACCUGGCCUUGCAGUGCUGGGCAGGGCUGCUGCAGGCAGAGGCUGGCAAGUCUGGGAAGGGCAGUGGGUUGCUUAACGGAGCCUUCAGCAGAAUGUUGCUACGAGGCAGGGCGGUGGGAGGAAGCUUGGUGCCAGGUUCCCAAGGCCCGAAGGUCCUGUAGAGGUGUUCUAAAUCCACCCACAGCAUCAGGGGCCCAGGAAGGCCUGUGCAGGGAGCCCCCUGAUCCUAGUGGCAUUGAGGGGAGUCCUGGAGAAGGAGCAGAUGAUGAGAGCCAACCCUCCUGAGGCAGUUGGGCUGUCUAGCAGGAAGGGAAGGAGCCUUGGGGACCCACCGCCUACAUGCUUUGAGUGUACCCCCCACAGCAGGAUGAAGACACUGAGGCCAUGUGGUCAAUGCCUUGCUUAGGGCCUCAUGGUAAACGGCAUCUUAAAUAUGGUCACUGCAAUUCAGAGAAUACUUGGCAGCCAACAUGACCAUGUGUUACCCCAUUUAACUUGAAGGCCCCGUUGCCUUCUGAGGGCCAAAAGCAUCAGCCCCUCUAACUCAAGGCUGGCAGCAGGCUGGCUAUGGCCCCACCCUUCACUACCAGCCUGGCAUCGUGAGGGCGUAACCUUAAUGGAGGGAGGGAGCAAUGGGCUUGUUUUUCUCUUUGCUAAUCUUACUCCACUGAUUGCUGCCAAGAGAGGAGCUUCACUGCGUGGAGUCUGGAUUACACCAGUUGGUGGCCUGGUUUGUGCCCUGGUCUGAGGCUCCACCGAGACACUUCUCCAGGCUUGUCCUGAUGCCUGUCCACCCCAGAGCCAGGUUGCUGGGGUCAAAGUCCCCCACACCCAGCAGAGACCCUUGCUGCCUGGUGUGGCCCUGUCAGCCCAGGGAGUCCUUGUUCUCCUGCUGCUUAGGGGCUGGCCUGUGCAAGCACCUAGGCACAGAGCAGGACUUUUCCAUCUUGACUGGGCUGCACUGGGAGCCACUAGGCAGCCUCUGAGCACCCUGGUCCACUUCCUCAGGACACAGUCCCAAGAGGGCCCCUAGUCAAGACACUGGUCUGGAAACCUCAGUCCUCUUCUCAAGUCCCAGCUUUGCCGCUGGCUUAUUGUGCAAGCUGAGUUAAGUCUCCCGUUGCACUUCCCUGGGCCUCAGUUUCCCCUUUGUAGGGCACAGUGUUGCACUGAACCUGCAGCAGCUCCUGGAAUUCUGGAGGUGCAGGGGGCAAGCCCAGCACAUCCUGGGGAGAUGCUGCCAGUGCUGAGGGCCCUUCCCCCACUGCCAGCAGGCAGGGUGAAUAAGUAUUACUAGUGUCUAUUCUUGAAAUUAAGUGGGUUGGAAAAGAAUUGAGCUACUGAUGCUAGCGCCUUAUAUGGAAUACAAAAGCUGGAGAAUUCCAGCCCUGCUUUUACAGGUAGAGCUGAUCCUGAGCCAGCAGAGGUGGGAGGGCCUGGGAGAGGGGCAGGCACAGCUGGGCUCCCUGUGGCCUCUAGUCAACCCACUGAAAUCCUGAGGCGAAUGCAUGGCUUCCCCAGUCCAGCCUGUGCUCAGCAUCCAGGACUGGGAAAUGGGUGUUUUAGGGAGAGAGCAACAGGGUGCAGGUUCCAGGGAGAAGCACAGGCCCACUGAGGUCCUGGGUCAGCUUUUGGCCGCCCCCUAUCUUUGACCACAGUCCUGUCACCUGUCCUCCCUGGGCCUGCACAUAGUCCCUGGCCUCGCCCCUUCCCCACCUACCUCAGCAGUAUUCCCAGGGUCCAAGGUACCCCUAGGCCUGGCCCCCACACCAACUAAACAGAAACCAGGUGGGCUUAGGCAAAAUAAGCCAUUUGGUUUGAUUCUGCCCAUAGCCCAAAGAGGGCAGCCCUGGGGGCCUGUGCUUUACCAAGGCCCCACAGCUAUGCCAAAUCUGCCAAGCUUUGCCAUUCAUGCACUGUGCCAGCCUUGCCAAGGGUUUAUCUGUGUGUUUCAGUGAGGUUCCUGGGAGUUAGGUUUUUUUUUGGGGGGGGGGUUCCCAAGACAGGAUAGCUGUUUUCCCUGAUUGUAGGAACACGUCCCAGGGUGAGAGGUUAGAAAGGCAGUCUCCUCCCAGGGCUGCUGUGCUCAAGUGUCAAUAAACCACAAGU